AUGUCCUCCCACCACACCACACCCCGCGAAACCCGCGAAUUCAGUGCAGCUCGUGCAGCUCGCGAAGCCGCAGAAGAAGAAGAUCUCUGCGAAUACGUCCAAUUCCACAAAGGCGCCAACGCCCGACCAGACCUGCCUCAUCUUUUGUAUGACGUCCCUGCUAUUGGGGAUGACCCGCCGCCUUACCUGCAUGCUGUUUACUCCUCGGAGCUUUCGGUUGAACGGAUAGAGGGAGGGGAAAGGAGAGGGGAGGAGAGGAUGGACGACUCGAACACGCUAUUCUAUGUCUCAACUAUGAAUGUAGUAUAG
Cryptococcus wingfieldii CBS 7118 is the source of this 309-nucleotide messenger RNA. RefSeq lists its product as hypothetical. The coding region runs from base 1 to 309 and encodes 102 amino acids. NCBI's taxonomy places the organism in Eukaryota, Fungi, Basidiomycota, Tremellomycetes, Tremellales, Cryptococcaceae. The transcript is spliced from 2 exons. The record is from RefSeq and is a predicted model, not a curated record.